CGGUAUGCGAUCGACGGUCACACCUUUUCGUCCAAGACACCAAAGUGUGUGCGUGCGUGUUAUUUUCAACGAGAAUUAAUUCAAUAAAUAAAACACAUUUACCACAACCAUACUAUGACUUCGCAUCCUGUUUUUAUUGACCUCUCCUUGGACGAGCAGGUGCAAGAGCUGCGCAAGUAUUUCAAGAAGUUGGGAGCCGAAAUCUCAUCGGAGAAGUCCAACAAAGGCGUGGAGGAUGAUUUGCACAAAAUCAUUGGCGUCUGCGAUGUCUGCUUCAAAGACGGAGAGCCAGCCCAGAUCGAUGGCAUCCUCAAUAGCAUUGUGUCCAUAAUGAUAACGAUACCCCUGGACCGAGGGGAGAACAUUGUUUUGGCCUACUGCGAAAAGAUGACCAAGGCGCCGAACCAGCCGCUGGGCAAGGUGUGCCUGCAAUCGCUGUGGCGUCUGUUCAACAAUCUGGACACGGCCUCACCCUUGCGCUACCAUGUCUACUACCAUCUGGUGCAGGUGGCCAAGCAAUGCGAACAAGUUUUGGAAGUCUUCACAGGCGUGGAUCAGCUAAAGACCCAGUUUGCCAAUUGCCCGCCAUCUUCUGAACAAAUGCAGAAGUUGUAUCGUCUGCUGCAUGAUGUGACCAAGGAUACGAACCUGGAGCUGUCGUCCAAGGUAAUGAUUGAGCUGCUGGGCACCUACACGGCUGACAAUGCCUGUGUGGCACGCGAGGAUGCCAUGAAGUGCAUUGUCACCGCCCUGGCCGAUCCCAAUACAUUCCUGCUGGAUCCGUUGCUGGCGCUGAAGCCUGUGCGCUUCCUGGAGGGCGAUCUCAUCCACGAUUUGCUUUCCAUCUUUGUCUCCGACAAAUUGCCAUCGUACGUUCAGUUCUAUGAGGAUCACAAGGAAUUUGUCAACUCGCAGGGACUCAACCACGAACAGAACAUGAAGAAGAUGCGCCUGCUGACGUUCAUGCAGCUGGCCGAAAGCAAUCCGGAAAUGACCUUCGAAACCCUGACCAAGGAGCUGCAAAUCGCUGAGGAUGAAGUCGAACCCUUUGUCAUCCAGGUGCUCAAGACGAAGCUGGUGCGAGCCCGCUUGGAUCAGGCCAACCGCAAGGUGCACAUUUCAUCGACCAUGCAUCGUACAUUCGGUACACCACAAUGGGAGCAGCUGCGGGACUUGCUGCAGGCCUGGAAGGAGAACCUCAGCUCAGUCCGCGAGGGUCUCACGAAUGUUUCAUCCGCGCAACUGGAUCUGGCCCGCACACAAAAGCUGAUACACUAGGCACCACCCCAACCAUCCGUCAAAUACCUAA
Drosophila subobscura is the source of this 1309-nucleotide messenger RNA. It is a transcript of the gene eIF3m, whose product is annotated as eukaryotic translation initiation factor 3 subunit M. Gene Ontology annotation, cellular component: eukaryotic translation initiation factor 3 complex; cytoplasm. Lineage: Eukaryota; Metazoa; Arthropoda; Insecta; Diptera; Drosophilidae. The transcript is spliced from 3 exons. The coding region runs from base 115 to 1278 and encodes 387 amino acids. Gene Ontology annotation, biological process: cytoplasmic translational initiation. Gene Ontology annotation, molecular function: translation initiation factor activity. The record is from RefSeq and is a predicted model, not a curated record.